Messenger RNA from Aureobasidium vineae, 774 nucleotides. Lineage: Eukaryota; Fungi; Ascomycota; Dothideomycetes; Dothideales; Saccotheciaceae. The record is from the annotation of a GenBank genome assembly.
AUGGUCAACUUAGCCAUGGCGGUCGCCGUACCAUUGUACAUCUGGCCAACCAUCAACGCCUGGCAACCUCUCUACAAGACCAUCUCAGCCUCCCCAAACACCACCUUCAACAUCAUUAUAAACCCCAACUCAGGACCCUCAAACGGUGCCUCUGAGCCCGAAAUCGUCUCUGCAGUAACCACCCUCCGCUCCUACUCCAACGUUCAACUCUUUGGCUACGUACACAUCGAAUAUGGCAAGCGCGCCGCAAAAACCGUACACCAAGACAUCUCCACCUACUCCACUUGGAAGAAAACUUCAAAGUCAGACAUCCAUCUCGACGGCAUCUUCGUCGACGAAGCCNCCUACGAAACCGAAUAUCUGUCCUACAUGAAAGAUUUGCAAACCUACAUCCACAAGACAAUGCCCAAAUCGCACCAANAAGUCUGGACAAACCCCGGUAUCCCCAUCGAUGCCAAAUUCUACGAGUACGCGGAUUACGUCAAUGCGUAUGAGAACUCGUAUGCGGAUUGGAGUUCUGCCGGUGGCAACAAGAAGAUUCCCGAGUGCUUGAGGCAGAAGAGCACGGUCAUGAUUCACGAUUUCCCGAAGAACGCGAAUGCGAAGUUGAAUUCUGAUACCAAGAACAUUAUUGCGGCUGGAUAUAAUGGAACGUUCAUCACGACGAGUAGUGGAUACGAGGAGUUCUCGGCUAGUUGGUCGCAGUAUGUCAGGGACGUUGCGAAUCUGACAAAGACGACCAAGGUCAAGACUCUGCCAGCUUGCAAGAAGUAG